UUGAGAUUUAAACUGAUUUAUUUGUUUAAUCCUUAUGGAAAAACCUUGGAAUAUUCACCACAAACAAGAUGAUGCUUUUACCGAAGCUGGAGACGAUCCAAACAUUCAUAUAUUUGCAGUCGAACCUGUUAUUUCACUUCAAAACAAUCGCUCAGGAAGAAAAUUCAUUGCUUGCACUUACGAAAAAUUUUGGUGGGAAUAUCGGAAAAUGAUGAAAAAUAAUUGGCCUCGACAUUUUUAUGAAGUAAUACGUGAAAACAAACCGUGCCAUCCUUAUUUUGACCUCGAGUUUUUAAAAGAAAGUAAUACUGAAGUUGAUGCUAAUAAAAUUGUUGAUGAUCUGAUCUGUUUUUCUUGCAACAAAUUGGAGUCUGAUUUUGGAAUUGUAUGUUCAGAAUGGAAUGUAUUACGAUUAGAUUCGAGUACAAGUGAAAAAUUUAGUCAGCAUUUGAUCUUCAGAAUACCAGGUAUUGCAUUCCGAUCUAAUUUUGAUGUCGGCGAUUUUGUUGAAGAAUUGUGUGAAAAUCCUGAAUUUCGACACAGACUAACGAUACAUUCAGGAGGGCAAGAUAAACUCAUUGUGGACAAAGCGGUCUAUACAAAAAAUCGUCACUUCCGAUUGUUUCAGUCUUGCAAAAAAGGGAAAGAAGCUUUGUUACUGAGAUCAGAUCAUUGUAAAUUUGAAUUUGACACUCUCCAUGUUCCACUAUCACAAGAAACGGCACAGUCGAACAAAAUUUUUGGGCCUGAACUAACGCAAUGUGGCAACAAUAAAUCAAUAUUCUAUGCUUCACUUAUAUGCAAUGUUGAUGAUACAGAUAUUAAUCUUAUACCAUUUGAAAUCAAAAAACGAACUCCUAAUGUUCCAAUCUCCAGUGGGCGUGUUCCAUCUUUCACACAUGAUAAUUUUUACUCCGAUUUUGAUUGUCUAGAACUCAAUGAUUAUGUUAAAUCACUUAUUCAAACGAACGAUACUCCUGGUCAUAUUGGUAGUAUAGAAUACGAUGCAGAGGAAAACACAGUAAAAUAUAGCAUUAGGGGGAAUCGGUAUUGUCGAAAUAUCGGAAGGCAACACAAAAGUAACAAUGUUUAUUAUCUGGCAUAUCUUGAUCAAAGAGUUAUCAUUCAGCGUUGUUAUGACAGACAAUCCUGUAGGGAUUUCUUUUCUCUUCCCAUAAGAAUUCCAAAAAAUGUUGUAAGAUGUUUAGAAGAAGGAAUGUAUAUCACCGAUGUUCCAAACGAAGAUCUUCUUGACCAUAUUGAAAACGAGAUAAAACAGGAGAAUAAUGACUCUUGAUACGGUGAAAAAAACUCUUAAAGACAUUUAUUCUGUGCUGAUGAUCAUAAAAUUUUAUAGUACAUAAUGCUUUAUACAAAUCAUUUAAUACUUUUACUGUGAUAGGAAGGUUACAACACUAAUUUAUGUGAUCAACUAAGCCAAGGUUUUAAAAAUGAAGAGAGAAUUUUAUGAAGAAAGCAAAGUAUGUAUGGUAUUGACAGCAAAGGAAUGAUGCUUAGCGUAUUAAUAAAUGGUAUUUGCAUCAUACCAAAUUGAAAGUUGCUUACUUUAAGAAGCGAUUUAUGGAUGAAGUUGAAUUUUUGGAUUUUAUCCCUUUAUAAUUAAUCCUUUGAGUAAAUGGAGUAUUGUAACUUUAGAUAUUUUUUGUUGCGUUGAAGUAAUUGGCUGCUCCCUCUAAACUUUUUGCUGCUACAAUUUUGCCUUGUGUGUUUGCAAUAUUUUUCAUGUUUUUACUUUUUCACAAUUUUCUGCAAAUAGUCCAUUUAUAUUUAUUUUCAAUUUAG
Messenger RNA from Styela clava, 1803 nucleotides. RefSeq names its product DNA-directed primase/polymerase protein-like. Gene Ontology annotation, molecular function: chromatin binding; DNA-directed DNA polymerase activity. NCBI's taxonomy places the organism in Eukaryota, Metazoa, Chordata, Ascidiacea, Stolidobranchia, Styelidae. Gene Ontology annotation, cellular component: mitochondrial matrix; nucleus. The record is from RefSeq and is a predicted model, not a curated record. Gene Ontology annotation, biological process: replication fork processing; response to UV; mitochondrial DNA replication.